AUGCUGCGUAUUCAAUGUUUCAAUGAUCUAAAGCUGAGAGCUUUGGGUCGAGGAAGACGGCGCAACACGCGACAAACGAUUCGAUGUAGCGACAAAGUUUUGAAACUCUUGUAUCCCAAAGCCUUUGACAAUCACCGUCGUGGCAUGUGGCACUUCAGACCUUGA
Plasmopara halstedii is the source of this 165-nucleotide messenger RNA. RefSeq lists its product as uncharacterized. NCBI's taxonomy places the organism in Eukaryota, Oomycota, Peronosporomycetes, Peronosporales, Peronosporaceae. The coding region runs from base 1 to 165 and encodes 54 amino acids. The transcript has 2 exons. The record is from RefSeq and is a predicted model, not a curated record.